Molecule: messenger RNA, 1586 nt
Organism: Fundulus heteroclitus (mummichog)
Lineage: Eukaryota; Metazoa; Chordata; Actinopteri; Cyprinodontiformes; Fundulidae
Gene: nuf2
Product: UF2 component of NDC80 kinetochore complex
Exons: 13
Coding region: 106-1470 (454 amino acids)
Biological process (GO): mitotic spindle organization; kinetochore organization; attachment of mitotic spindle microtubules to kinetochore
Cellular component (GO): Ndc80 complex; kinetochore
Molecular function (GO): protein-containing complex binding
Source: RefSeq, a predicted model, not a curated record
AAGAAGAAGAAGAAGCGGAAGCAAAAGGAAACUGGCGCCAGUUUUGUAUCUUCUGCGAGGCGGUUGGGUUUGUGUGUAUGUGGGCAGAGCUGGAGUUGUAGAGCGAUGGCUGAAAACACCUUCCCCAUCCACAAUGUGGACGACAUAGUGAACUUCUACCGCAACGAGGUUCUCAUCGGCCAGGAGGCCAAACACUUCACCAAAGCGGACCUGGUGCCCGUUCCCAAGCCAGAAGCAGUUCAGACUCUGUACAUGAGAGUCCUGUAUCUCCUGUUCCGCUUCAGACCAGAGUGCCACUCCAUGGUUCCCCUUAUGGAGAACAUCCAGUAUCCGGCCUAUCACGAGGGGGCGGCUGCUAUCCUGAGUGUCUACACGCGCAUGAGGCAGUUCCUGCCGAUGUGCAUGGUGUACGACUUUUCUCUGAACGACCUGCUGGCCCCUAAAAAACUGAAGACUGUGUUCAUCCUGAGCGGCAUCAUGAACUUUCUGCACUUCAGGAAGCAGAGGAUGGAGGUCAUGCGGGACAAGGAGGCCAAACUUAGGGCAGACAAGGAGAAGCUGCAGCUUUGCAACAAAGCCAUCCAAGAAGCAGAGAGGAAGAUCGAGCUGCUAACGACCAUCCCACCCGAGCAGCAGGCCGAGGCAGAGGAGCUGGCAGCUGCUCUGGCUGAGGUGCAGGCCACCACGGUGCACGAAUACAAGGAAGUGAAUGCUAGAAACGAGAACAUCGCAGAGCUGAAGACCAGAAUAGCAGAGAAGAUGCAGAAGCUGGCCCAGGUGAAGGUGGAAGUCAGCGAAGUGAAGGAGGACAUCACCAGACUCAAGUCUCAGAUUGUGGAGUCUCCAGAGGAGCUGAAGAGUCAGAUGGAAAAGAUGAAGGAGACGGUCAAGAAGAUCAAGAACUCCAUAAAAGAGACAGACGAGUGUGUGGUGGAGAUCCAGAACAGGGUUCAGAACAUGACCCACAGUGAGGCGGCGCUCCAGAAGGUGUACGGUCUGCUGCAGGACCUGGAGACCAGCAUGGAAAGCACCAAGCAGCGUCACAAAGAGUGCCAGGAGCUGGUGGCUCAAAAUGAGAAGAUGCAAAAGGAACUGAAAAGACUCUGCAACGAGGAGGUUCACCUGAAGCGAGUUCUGGGCAUGAAGCUGGAUAAGGAGUGCAAACAGAACAUCCGCAGACAGAAGAAGAGAGAGAUGAAGGAGCAGCACGUCCAAGAAGUGUUGGGGCAGUGUGACCAAAUCCAGCAGAAACGGGAGGAGAUGGCGGAUAAAAUCCAGGAGAUCACUGGAGAGACCCAGCAGCUGAAGGCCAAGAUCAAGAGCCUGAGAGAGGUCUGCAGCAAAGAGACGGAGAAGGCGCAGGCGGUGUAUGAUGAACUGUCGACGUCGAUGGAUGAGCUGCACAAGAGGAUCGAGCAGCACAUCUCAGACCUGAAAGUCAACGUUACCAAGAUGUCUGCUGACUUCUGAUUUCUCUCUCCUCCUUUUCCAGUCUUCUUACCUGUUAUUUCCACUGUUGUGUUAGAUGUUAUUUCUACAGCUGUAUUGAAAAUGAAUGAAUAAAGAUAUUGGACUUUAGGAAAACA